Molecule: messenger RNA, 687 nt
Organism: Candida dubliniensis CD36
Lineage: Eukaryota; Fungi; Ascomycota; Pichiomycetes; Serinales; Debaryomycetaceae
Exons: 1
Coding region: 1-687 (228 amino acids)
Cellular component (GO): cytosol
Source: RefSeq, a predicted model, not a curated record
AUGUCAACUAUCGAUAAACUUCUCAAAGUGCACCAAGAUUUGUUUUUGCAAUCAAUUUCUCAUCCCUUGACAAAUGAAUUAUGUGAAGGAACUCUUGCUGAUUAUAAAUUAUUCACCUAUUUAAAUCAAGAUCUUAAAUUUUUCCAAAUUGGACUCAAUUUAUUUGGUAAAACUUUAGCAUAUUGUGAUGAUCCGAAAUCAGCAAUCAUUUUGGGGAAACAAAUUGGAUUUGUAUCUACUGAUGAAAAUGAUUAUUUUAUCAAGACUUUAAAAGAACUUGAACAAAAUGAAGAUUUGAUCAAAGUGGUGAUAAAUUUAAAAGAAGAAAAUUUGACACUUGUCAAAGUUCAACAAUAUAUUAAAUAUUUACAAUAUUUAACUUUUGAAUCCAAUUCUUAUGUUGAAAUCAUUACUUUUAUGUAUACUAUGGAAAAAGUAUAUCUUGGUUGGGCUGAAUACAAUAUUGCCAGAAAAGCAAUUCCAUCUGAUUUACCUUAUAAAUAUCAAGAAUGGAUAAAUUUACAUUAUGGUCUUGAUUUUACUAAAUGGGUUCAAUUUUUGCACAAUGAAGUUGAAAGAGUGGUUAAAACUAAGGAAGAUUUUAAUAUUUGUGAAAAAUCAUUUGUAAAAUGUCUUGAAUUGGAAAUUGACUUUUUCCAAGCUUGUUAUGAAUAUCAAGAAAAUUAA